Molecule: messenger RNA, 1877 nt
Organism: Anopheles funestus (African malaria mosquito)
Lineage: Eukaryota; Metazoa; Arthropoda; Insecta; Diptera; Culicidae
Gene: Rab1
Product: ras-related protein Rab-1A
Exons: 6
Coding region: 308-913 (201 amino acids)
Molecular function (GO): GTP binding; GTPase activity
Source: RefSeq, a predicted model, not a curated record
UUGGAAGUGUUGUACAUUUUCCUACCAAUCUAAAAUCUGCUCCGGUUUCCGUCUUCUCUGUCCCGUUGCGUGAAAACGGUGGACGUAAAAGUGAAUUCCGAAUUGUGAUACAUAAUUUACUGCACAUUGCCCCCUUUGUUAAUCGCUAGUACAACGGUCGCUGCGUGAAUCCGAUUCGUCAGCGACUUCCGAUCCGUGUUAAUUUGGUGUGCUGGAAAGAAAAUCGAAGCAAAACCCCGACGUCGUGCCCGUGCCGUCAAUACCCGGAGGAACCGUGUGAAGGAAAACAGAUUUUCCACGACCGACAAUGAGUCCCGAAUAUGAUUACUUGUUUAAGCUGCUGCUGAUCGGUGAUUCCGGUGUUGGAAAGUCAUGCCUGCUGCUAAGAUUUGCCGACGAUACAUACACGGAAAGUUACAUCAGCACAAUUGGUGUAGAUUUUAAAAUUCGAACCAUAGAUCUGGAUGGAAAAACAAUCAAAUUGCAAAUUUGGGAUACUGCCGGUCAGGAACGCUUCCGGACGAUAACGUCGUCCUACUAUCGCGGUGCACAUGGUAUCAUCGUGGUGUACGAUUGUACCGAUCACGAUUCGUUCGAGAACGUAAAGCAAUGGUUGGAGGAAAUCGAGCGCUAUGCUUGCGACAACGUAAACAAACUGCUAGUGGGCAACAAGUGUGAUCUGCAGACGAAGAAACGUGUCGAUACUACAACGGCAAUGGAAUUGGCAAAUCAAUUGGGCAUUCCGUUCCUUGAGACUUCAGCAAAAAAUGCCACCAACGUAGAGCAGGCAUUCAUGACCAUGGCGGCCGAAAUCAAGAAUCGCGUAGGACCCCCGUCCAGUGCCGCAGAUCCGCCAAGUGCUGUAAAGAUCGACAAGGGACGCAACGUGGAGGCAAAGUCGGGCUGUUGCUGAACACCAGAUUAUUUCGGGUCAGCAGUUAUUAUUAUGAUUAUCAUCCUCUCAAACCGAUCGACCACCACGCUCCUUUCCCUAAAAAAAACGCUACAUGCCAGUCGCAACAGCAGCAGCAACAGCAGCAGCAGCAUGAUUGAAUUCAACAACAGCAGAAAUAAACUCUCAAACACAGCAGAAAAAGGUUCUAGAGAGAAAAGGCAUAGAUAAACUGCUGGAGUAAAACAAAAACACCACAACACCCCCAACACAUACAUCAAAUUACUACCCAAAACGAUUCCUUCCAACAUAACCGCGGCACGAGGCGCGUAACAACUAGCCACAGGAAGGAACGAUCCGUUGUGUGGCAGGUGUUGCUUUAUUGUCUCUAUGCGCAAUCGUAAUACGUUUUCUUUUACGAUCCCUCUUCACGUGUCUUCAGUUUCACACAUACAUACACACACAUACAUCUUGGUGGAUAGAUUAUUGCUAUAAUAAUUUUAUCUCUAUAUGAUUUAUCAAUACAAAGUAAAUUUUUUGUUCUGGGGAGCAAACUUGAGCGUAUGGUCGUCGUGUCCGUGUAAUGAAAAAAAAAGAAACGGGGAAAGCAGCAAAGCAAAACGUGUGUGCAGAGUGACACGUGGUGCAAUGCCUUUUUGCCUACACAAACGGUGUCAGAGUCCGUAAAAGGAAGGUAGAAUUAUAAAUAUCAUAAGAUCGAAAGCGGCUAACGUAUAUGCUUGGAUGCAUCAUUACUGCAUGAUGCGUUAUUAUUUUUGUUUUUUCGUCUUCGGAAGCCUGUGGACAAGGGAUUUAGUUGAAAUUCUGUAAACCAUGAUCCACGCAUUCAAGCAUUCGAUUGUAGCGGUUCAUCGAAGAGAGGUGCAUAAUAGCAAACCCCACAAAAAAACAACAAAACACAACACACACACACAUAAACAAAACAAGCAAACUAAAAGAGACAUAAUAAAUAGUGGAAAUUGGA